Molecule: messenger RNA, 2458 nt
Organism: Pygocentrus nattereri (red-bellied piranha)
Lineage: Eukaryota; Metazoa; Chordata; Actinopteri; Characiformes; Serrasalmidae
Exons: 2
Coding region: 16-729 (237 amino acids)
Source: RefSeq, a predicted model, not a curated record
AUCCAUGCAAGCAGGAUGUCGUCAGGCUGCUGCUCCAGCUCAGUGUGUCUAUGUGAGGAAUCGCUGAUAAGAUCCGGAGCAGCGCAGGAGGAAACGAGCGACGACGAGGCUCCAGACACCAACAUGGACAUCGCACUUCUGAAACAGCAGUAUAACUCCAUCAAGGACAAGCAGAAGCGGGAAACCCGCGUGGUGUACUUUAAAAAAGCAGCAGCUAACAAUGAGGAGAUCUCCGGCAAAUCUCUGGUCAACGUGGUCCCCAUGCGGCAGGUCAGGCACUCCCUUAUGAGGCAGGCAUCUGUUCAGGACACCCGGUUUGAUUUUGUCAGAGACUCAGACAGCUCCCUCUGGCGCACUCACCUGGGAAUGUACCGGAGGACCUGCGCAGCCAUUGAUGCUAAACAACAGCAAAGCAAGGACAAGACCAGCACCGGAGACUCAGCAUCAGUGUCUGCAGGUAAUGGAGAUCACAGUGUGGAAAUGAAAGAUUCAAAUGAUCAGUUACCUGAAGACUGUGAAGGAGUCGAUGGGAACAGACAGCAGAAUGAUUAUGGCUUUGAGGAUUCCAGGAAGUUUUCUGCACCUGCAGUUUUGCUCAGGCAGCUGAGCAGUGGCAGCUCCUGGUCCACUCACUCCACAACAAGUGCACACCAUUACCCCUUCCCUCAGCACAAAAGUCCCAGGAAGUCUGAGGCUGCACGCAGACUCGGACUUUACUCCUCGUUCUAAUGAAUGAAUUUAACUGCAGAAAACAAGGGUUGUGCAAUACUGCUUGGAUACUUAUACCUUGAUCACGUGGAUUGUUGUAUUGGUAUGUAGAUACACCAGAAUGGCAUUGAUCUAUAAUAAAAGACUGCAUUUUGCCCUGCAGUGUUGUACUACUGGGGAUACAGCACUGCAAUCUGUCUAUUUACAUACAUGAAGUGCCUGAAAGUAUGUAUGGCAGAAAUGAACUGCCAAAAAAUAUGUUCAUGGUUGGGUUCAGCGUAGCUGCAUAACAACAUCAUGAUGCAUUCAGUAUGAUUAGUAGUUAUUUUUAUUCUAUAGUAUUUUCAGUAAUGUAGUAGUUGUCUAAAAAAAUGAGUCGAGCAUUUCUGUUCGUUCUGUGUGAUCUUCAUAUAAACAAACCGUUUCUAUGUUGAAUAUUCAUAGUGUUCUAAAAACAUCACUUUUUUUGGUGUAUACAUGAUUUGCUCUUCAGUUUCUCUCAAUGGUAAAGCAAUUGAGUAUGGUUAUACUGAAUGGGCUUCAUUUACCAGUUACCUUAGCACCCUAUAGUGGUUAUUCAUGAGAAAUCUUUACCGGUCUUUUCAUGCUCUAAUUGAUCAGGGUUUUCAAGGUUUUUUUUUUCCUCAAAGGAGAAUUUCUUAUUUUAGCCAGAUAACUUCAGCCCAAAGUUAACCCUGUCCAACAGAAGAAGAGCUAAGGCACAUCCCGGAACUUUGGACUUAAUGUAAGUUAAUCUGGCAAACUGAGAAAUAUCCUUACAGUCCUGACCAUCUACUGAAGAUUGUAAUUUAAUCGGACUGUUUGAGCAGGUAACUCGCCAAACGGUGCUGCUCUAUAGACUUUCAGGACCAGAGUUUGUUCUGACUUUAACACAUGUGGGUUUGUGGACACAAUGAAAUCACAAAUGAACAGAGGUGGGUAAUGUGGCCAAAACCUGUACUGAACUAAAGUAUUGUUACUUCAGUGAAAUAAUAAUCAAGUAGAAGUAAAAGAGCCUUGCAAACAACUUCAGAAAAAGUAUUUAAAAUUACUAGGUCACAAAAACUGCUGAGUUCCUUAUAGAACUGUAGAACUUGGUGCAUUAAUAUAGUGCAUAUGCUGAACCGACACAACAGAAUGAAACUAAACCCUAAAAAAAACCUACUAACUCAAUUUGAAUGGCUAGCUCUAAUUGGAUAGAAAGUAAUGUCCUCACAAAUACUGUAUAGUUGAGUAUCCAGUAAUAAAAAAAAUCUAAAUGCUCUAUCUAAAUCUAAAGUCCAAAUCCUUUAAAUGUACAUAACUGGUAAAAGCAACCAGUCACUACUCACCUCUGCACCUCAGAGUUACCAGGAAUAGCCUGUAAAACUAUACCUGCUAGUUUAGUCUUUUUAAAGGUAUUCAUUAAAAGCAGAUAUACACGGCUCAUUGGCCUUUGGCGUUGGAUUUCAAUAGUUAAUUCAACACAUUAUUAAGAUUAUAUUCACCCAGCUCCUUAAUGAAGUGCCUUGUCUUGAACUAAGAGCAGUGUUUUUCUCAUUUGUUCAACUGUACACACUGUCACACGUUCACAAAACAACACUAACUUUCUUUGCUGCAAAACAUAGUAUCUAUGAAACUAUAGGGGAAAACAAACGUGCAAAUACUGCAGCAAACCAUAAAUCCUACAUACAUUGUAAAGUGGGAAAAUGUUACAUAUUGUUCAGUUGUUUUGCCUGAUGUGAUUAUUAAAAAGUCUAUAUUUCAGAAA